This is a messenger RNA of Solanum pennellii, 510 nucleotides long. RefSeq lists its product as uncharacterized. Gene Ontology annotation, molecular function: zinc ion binding; nucleic acid binding. The coding region runs from base 1 to 510 and encodes 169 amino acids. The record is from RefSeq and is a predicted model, not a curated record. The transcript has a single exon. NCBI's taxonomy places the organism in Eukaryota, Viridiplantae, Streptophyta, Magnoliopsida, Solanales, Solanaceae.
AUGAAAAAUCAUGAAGCUCGUCCCACUGGAGCUGCUCCAUUACCGGAGGCAAAUAUGGUGGAAGCACGUGAUCAAUCUGUAAAAAGAGAUGAUCAUCGGGGAUAUAAUAAUGCACGGCGACGUGACAAAGAUAAAAGAAGAUACACUAAUCGUCAAGUUGGUGGUCAUAAUAAAAGAGAGAACAACAUGAGUUCUCAAAAUAACCCCUCAAAAAGUAAUUGUCGUCGUUGUGGCAUGAAAGGCCAUUGGAAGAAUGAAUGUCGCACACAUGAGUAUUUUGUAAGGCUCUAUCAAAAUUCCUUUAAAAGGAAAGGAAAUAAAAGUGGUGCUUCCUCUUCCAAUGCUCGAGCUGAGUCACAUAUGACUCUUAAAGAUGAUGAUAAGCCGGGAACAUCUCAGAAAUAUGAUAAGGAUGUUGAAGCAAAUUUGGCUUUAAAGGAUGAUGUUUUUGAUGGCCUUGGUGACAUUACUCAUAUGGAAGUUGAUGACUUCUUUGGAGAUCGAAACUGA